Molecule: messenger RNA, 2010 nt
Organism: Paralichthys olivaceus (Japanese flounder)
Lineage: Eukaryota; Metazoa; Chordata; Actinopteri; Pleuronectiformes; Paralichthyidae
Source: RefSeq, a predicted model, not a curated record
GUGUGGACCAGAAUCACGGGGGGGAUUAUGCAGCCUUUGAGGAAGAGAUUGAGAAGUUUGUCGCAGCCCUCAGACUCUGUGGGAUUAAACCGUACAUGGUAAUGGACGGAGGCGCCGACUACACCAACAAGAAGCUUGAAACGCUGAAGCAAAGAGCUGUGGAUCGUAUCAGGAAAUGCCACGAGGCAGCAGUGGAGGGCACGAGGAAGGGAGUCCUGCCACAGUGGGGCAAGAUGGUGUUCAUGCAGAUGCUGGACCGGCUCGAGGUCCCGCUGGCCCAGUGCUACGGAGAAGCCGACGAGCAGAUCGCCGCCCUGGCCAGUGAGUGGCAGUGCCCGGUGCUUUCCAAUGACAGUGACUUCUUCAUUUUCAAUCUCCCGGCAGGACUGCUGCCCAUCUCUCAUUUCAGGUGGAAGGCAGUGGAGCGGAGCGGCUCGCGCUGCUACAUCCCCUGUAAGAGCUACAACAGGUCCAGCCUCUGCAUCUUCUUCAACAUCCAGCCUCAGCUCCUGCCCACCUUCGCCACCUUGGCCGGGAACGACUACGUGAAGCUGGAUAGGACGGGGUCGCCCAUCAGAUGGGCUCAGUUUGAUCAACCAGGUGGAGAGAAACCAAGUCGCCUCAGAGGGCUGCUCACCUGGUUGAGGGGCUUCCUGACGCCUCAGGAGGCGCUGGAAGCAGCGCUGGGGCUGAUGGGAAACCUGAGCAGCCAGAGAAAGGCCGAGGUGCUGCAGAGCCUGACUCUGGGGGUGGAGAUGUACCAGGUGCCUCCCAGCUCCCUGAAGAAGUUCUUCAUCCACGGGAUCGCUCCUCUGUUUCCAGCAGUGCAAGUGGCGGCUCGUGUCCCGGACUGGAUGCGGCGUCCUCUGACGCAGGCCCGGCUGUCUUCAGACAUCCUGGACAUUCUGCUGCUGCACAGGAAGAGCCUCAUCAUGCCUGUUGACCACCGAGACAUGCCCAGCGCCCACCUGACCUCCAGGCCGAUCCGCCAGCUGAUUUACAGGCUGCUGCUGGGCGGAGACACUCGUCUUCAGGUGGAGGAGUGGGACAGAGACGGCCUCCAGCUGAAAUUCAUCUUGGUCCCACCAGACGUCAGUUCAGUCGCUCAGCAGCUCGAACUCCACUCACUGAACAAGGCGGAGCUAUCCGAGCGCCUGCAGGUGAUUCUUCAGGCCUUGAAGGUGACGGAGGCCUCUCUGAGCCGCCUGCCGCCUCAGCUGCGCCUCCCGGUGGCCGUCACCUGCUUCUGGCUGCAGAACGCUCAGCCUGCUCCAGACGAGACGCUGCUGAAGUCGCUGCUGCUGUGGCUGAGUGACGGAGACGCCCUGAGACACGGAGCAGUGCUGCAUCAACAUCAGGAACCGAAGCUGGACUUGAACGUGGCUCACGCCUUCAACCAGUGGCAGGUGUGCCUGAAGGACAGCGUCCAGCUGAACGAGCUGCUGAGCUGCCCUCUCCCCGACCAGCACAUCGCACGGUUGUAUGAGGGGACGCUGCUCCACCGGCUGGUCCACAGGAUGAGGACGACUGGAGGCAUGAGGGACCUUCUGAGGAGAGAUCUUCCUAACGUGAGACUGUACCGAUCCAUGCUGUCUGUUGUCCACCGCUCUCAGGAAGUGUUGACAAAGACCCAGAAGAAGGAAGCGGCUCUGUGGCAGCAGCCUCUGGACGACCUGCAGCAGCUGUCCGUCCAGUACGAAGACCAGGAGGCCGUGACUGAGAUGAAGAGCAUCAUCAGAGCGCAGGAGGAUCUGUUACUGGACGAUGUGGUGUUGGUGAAAACAAGAUACAAAACCAAAGAGAGACACAACCGGUGCAAGAACCCAGAACUGAACCGCAAAGAGGAUUCGAGGGGCUGGCACCUCCUCUAACGUGCCUCAAUUACCCACGCGAGUCACCGUCCAACAGGCAGCGAUCAGGGGCCAAAAAUAACCAGUCGAUGAUUUACAGACGAUGAACGACCGAGACACGUCACAGAGCUGAGAAACGUUUCAGCAGCAGGUUUCAACA